CAGUCGCCUCCCACAGGGGAGAAGGCGCCUGUCCUCCCCUGUGACGAAGAAUCAUCAUUCGCGUCGAUAGACGAUGGAUUCUUCUUUCGCGAACAGAGUCAGAAAGUUCACCGCAAUGAAUCUUUAAAGGAAAUAUGUUCUGAAGAUGACGAGUCGAGUUUAGAUAGUAAUUCGAAGAAGGCUAUUCAACAGGACGAGAAGCAAAAGGAACUUGGUAUAAGUAUUCAGGACAAGAAACAUAGUAAAACAAUAUUAGAGGGUCGCAAUUUUCGAUUAAAUCAUAUUGGUCAGGUUGCAAAGAAACAUAUACCUUUGCCUAAGAAUUUGAAGAAUCCUUUUAGUAAGACUCAGAAGAAUAUUGUUCAUAGAACUUUGAAGAAUUCCUUUGGUCAAGGUCAUAAGAAAAUUGAUACACAGGUGUCUCAUACGACUUUAGUGGAUAUUCAAGUUGAAGACUGCCGUCAGUACACCCUCGGAGAGAAAUCGUUCUCCUCAUUUUCCAUUACCUCUAGUGAUAAUAAAGAUGUUUCAGACUGCAAAAGCGUUCAUAGACAGCUCAAAGCGGAAAAGAAGUCUCCUAUAAAUCAGUUUAAGUACAGUAGUAUAGAAUCAGCGUUGGAAUCAGAAUGCAAGAAUAAAAAACAUUGCUGCAAUAAAGAGACACUUGGAAAAGAAGAGACAGAGUCUACUGCAGAGUCUACUAAGAAGUUUCUAUGGGGUAGUAAGGGUAACAAAUUUAAGGAUCAAACAAAGACCGAUUCAAUGGAGAAGAAAUUGAAAGCUAAGAAAUUGAUCUGCAGUCCUUUGAGAAAAUUCGGACGGUCAUCUCUGACAAUCGAGCCAGAUAAAAUAAUGAUAAAUCUGCCAAAGUGUUCUCCGUGUGCUUGUAGAUUGGCUGCUAGCUCAAAGAUUCUAUCCAACGAUACUGGUUUGUUUUCACGAUUCACUUCAAGUCCUCACCAUGUUGUACGUUCAAGGAGUCCGUCGCAUAUGGACGUGCAGACGGACGUUUCGAAGUCAUCGGAGAAGACGACGCCAGCUAAUGUAUUCUCAAACAUGCAACAAUUUCAAAAAGCGCGUCACGCGCCUAGGAGCAGAAGCGUGGGUGAACUGUGCCACAUCGUCAACAAGUGAAGAAUGAAAUGGAGAAAUCAACUGUAGACUCAGUGUUGCUAAUCAACACGAGUUGCCGUUCCAAUAUCUCUUCCACGUAACUGCUUUGAGAGAAGAAACUGUUAGAUUUAUAAGCAUGAUCGUGCUAGUGAGAGACUGUGCACACAAACAUACGACGAAGAUGAUUAUACAGGAUGUUUCCGAUCAGUUGGCAUACAUAGGGUGCAUUUACAUGGAAAAAUAAGUAACCAGUGAAGAGAGACUUCUUUUUCGUAAGAGACUUGAUUUUUCAAUAAAUUUAAAAUACAGCGCCUCUGCGUGGUUCACCAAAAGCGCCAUGGCGUUUUUUUUUUAAAAACAAACUUUGACGAAUCAUUAACGAUGAUUUAUUUAAAAAUGAAAUCUCUUAUAAAAAAAAAUGGACAUUUACAUUUUUGAUUUAUUUUUUCAUGUAAACUCAUCCAUCCAGUAAUGCCAGAGGUCGGAAAGACCCCGAAUUUCUAGAGAUACAAGAUAAUAUGUAUAUCUGUGCAUAAAUAUUCUUAUUACACAUGCACAUGUUGCAAAAAUCCCAUUACCGUAGUUUAAACUGCGAGAUAUUGUUACGACAAAUACUGUCGAGUAUUAUUAUUAUUUUUUAUGAUCAUUCUGUCACCAUCGAUGCUACCAUUAACUGUAGCUAGUGUGGGACAAGAAAGUUCCUCGCUGAACCUAUGCUUCUCAAUUAAAAAGAACAAAAAAAAACCAGUUUUAUAAAAUCACCAACUGUCGUUUACUUUAUGCACUUAGAUUGAUUUUCCAUGAAAGGGAGCAGGAAUGAGAGACGUAUGCAUUGUGUGUGUUUUCUAAAUUAGGUUCAGCGAUGUUUUUAUAAGCAAAGCGUUGUCAGAGCCGGUGUUGCACUGGUAAAGAGAAUGUUUAUUUGUUUUUCUUUUUUUAUAUUGAAGGCCUGUGCAGCGAACAAUGGGAAAUCUUCCAAGGUAGCAAAGAAUUCUUCUUAAAGUGUGAUUGAGAGACCUCUAUGAAAUUUACAAAUGGACAAUGAUGGUCUUGUUAACAACAAUAAGAAAUGCAACUAGAUAGGGACAAUAUUACUGCCAAACUUGAUUAUGAAUUAGUUUAUUUCUAAGGAGGCGAGUCGUUCGGAGGACCUUGUCUAUAGGUAUGUUUCUUGUUAGUAUUUUUAUAUCUCGAUAAAUGUAAAUACAGUACAAUUAAACUUAAACACAUUUCUUUCCUUUUAAUUAGUACAUGUAAUUAAUGUAUGCGACAAUGUGAGGUGAAUGGAGCCAAUGGAUCAGAAUUGUGUAUGUAGAAGAUUUUUUUUUUCAUCAGCAUAUGUACCCCUGUGUUUGAAUGAAUGAACUAAGGGAAAAGUGAAUAUCUAUUUGUAUUAUUUUUGUAUUAACACAUUUGGCGUCUGGUAUCCAUUAAUGGCCAAAUUUCUUUGAUAACAGAAUAAUGGAUUCUCAACGAGUCAGCAAGGGAAUUGGAGCUUCAUUUUACAUUGAAGACUGAAAAAGUAUUGAUUGGCGCAAAAUGUGUUAAUAUUUGAAGCUUUGCUUAACAAUUUGCACGUGUAAGGAUAUCAGUAUUCACUUUCUUAGGAUAUUAUUCCCUUAGAAUACUCUACGGUACCGAAAUAAUUUCCAUUGGCUUUCACGUAGCCGCCUGUUACUCUAAUAAUCUAUUUCGUAAUUUGUGAACAAGAAAAAAAGAAGAACAAAAAUUUAUACCGUUGUUUGACAAAGUAUUCAAUUUUACAGACGAUUUAAAAUUAGUCGUUGGUAAAAUUGGAUAAAAGAAAAAAAAAGGUAACUUUUGUACAGCAUAUAUAGUGAAUCGUGGUUCCCUCUUUCUUCUACUUUCUUUCUCGUUCCCCCAUCGCGGUUUCUCUCUUUCUCUCUUUCUCUCGCUCAUGUCUUUUUCCUAUUUUUUUACUACCCUACUCUAUCGACCGGUUUUGAACAAUACUUUUGUCUUUCAUGAUUCAAAUCGCGCCUGAUUACGGUCACUGGCUAGAGAUGGGAUUCAAACACCAGUUCAUGACAGAAAAGUUCCAUAAAGUAGCACUUAUGAUAUCUCAAUUUAAAGUAUAAAGUACACAUUAAAUUAUGGUAUAAGUGCAUCUUGGAUAUUCUUAAUAUAAGAGAAAUCGAACGGAAAAGAAAAUGACACUUAAAUUGUUGCAUUUUACAUGGUCAUAUUUUUUUUCUAACUUUGUUCUUGCUAAGAAUAUUAAUAAAGCAUUCAUAUAAUUAUAUUCGUGACAUUUUAAGCUUUAAUCUGAUGUUCCCUAAAUGCUAGUUUGAGAUACUUUUCUGUCAAGAAAUUUUAUCAGACUUUACGUACUCCAAAAUCGGCUAUUGUUCACUAUAAUUAACAAUCCGUUAUUCUAUAUUAAAAAUAUUGCUAAAACCUUCAUGUAGUAAGUCUUCUUGAACUUCAAACUUUAAUUUCACGUAUCACUAGUACUAUUUAGUGAUACUUUUAUGUCAUAAUUGUUUUUUUAAUUUCUCUGUUUGAUCUCUAGUCAGUGUUUGAUGAUCUUUUUCGAAUACCGUGAAUCACUCGGUGUGAUAUUCAUAACUGUACAUAAUAGCGUGUAAGUGAUGUAUUUAGAAGUAAUGUACUCAAUGUUCUGUUCGGUCGUAUCUAAUGUACUUACGGGAGAAGGUGGGUCAAAGAGAUGGGAGGGAGGAGAUUAACUAACCGAUCACAUUUAGCGUUCUAUAUGUAUCACAAAAGCGACUUAGCGCAAGAAUUAGUUGAUUAGUUGUUUGAUAAAUAAAAAAAUAAAAUACACCCGUAGAUUAUAGCA
Messenger RNA from Osmia lignaria (orchard mason bee), 3934 nucleotides. RefSeq lists its product as uncharacterized. The record is from RefSeq and is a predicted model, not a curated record. NCBI's taxonomy places the organism in Eukaryota, Metazoa, Arthropoda, Insecta, Hymenoptera, Megachilidae.